Amphimedon queenslandica is the source of this 1741-nucleotide messenger RNA. RefSeq lists its product as uncharacterized. The record is from RefSeq and is a predicted model, not a curated record. The transcript is spliced from 7 exons. Bases 52 to 1725 code for a protein of 557 amino acids. Lineage: Eukaryota; Metazoa; Porifera; Demospongiae; Haplosclerida; Niphatidae. Gene Ontology annotation, cellular component: membrane. Gene Ontology annotation, molecular function: metalloendopeptidase activity; zinc ion binding. Gene Ontology annotation, biological process: proteolysis.
GAUUGUUAGAUAUUUCUUCUGGAGGCAUUAGUCCUACCUGAAGCAAUAACCAUGAAAUUGGUCGUCCUUUUUCUGUGUCUUCCAUUUCUUGGAUAUUGCCAAAUAGAACCUGAUCAAGAAUUUGGUAGUGACGAUGACAAUGGAAUGCUUGAGCCUCCUCUACCUCCAGUAGAGAAGGACUCUCCAUUACCUGCAGUGGAGCAGGACCCUCCUCUACCUCCAGUAGAUGAGGAUUCUCCAAUACCUCUAGUGGAAAAGGAUUCUUCAAUGCCUGCAGUGGAGCAGGACCCUCCUCUACCUCCAGUAGAUGAGGAUUCUCCAAUACCUCUAGUGGAAAAGGAUUCUUCAAUGCCUGCAGUGGAGCAGGACUUCAUAGAGCAGGAAAACUCUGAAGAUAUUGCAGGAAAUAUGGAUGACAUGAUAACUGAUCGUGAGGAGAAAAUGGAAACAGAAGAUGAUGAAGAUGCUGAUUUGUCAGAGUUUGAAACCUUUGUUGAUGAAGAUGAUGAUGAUGAUACAUACUUAGAACCUGCUGAGAAAGAAGGUGUUAUAGUUGAUGGUGAUAUACUCCUCAGUAAAACUGAAGCUGCUAUUUACAAGAAGAGUGGAUGGGAUGGACUUGCUAAAACUGAAGCAUGGGUAUGGGGAAGAAGGUGGGGCAGAAAAAUAAGAUAUAGGAUUCACAGGAGCUUAAGAGGUAGUUCUAAUAGCAUCCUACGUAGAAACAUCUAUGCCUCAAUGAGAGCAAUUCAGUCACGAACAUGCAUCAGAUUUACAACAAGGAGGUGGGGAACGAGUAUGAGGUGGAGAAGGCGGAGAGGCCGGUGGGGGAGAAGGCGAGGGGGUAGAAGGCGAAUGGGGAGAAGAAGGUGGGGGAGGAGGAGGUGGGGGAGGAGGAGGUGGGGGAGAAGGAGGUGGGGGAGAAGACGAUGGGGAAGAAGGAGGUGGGGGAGAAGAAGAAGGUCGAGAUGGGGGAGGUACAUGUUGUUUAAGAAACACAGCAGCAAAUGCUUUGUACGGGGUAUAGGAGGGUCACUUUUUGGAGCGAAAAGAAUUUUCUUGAGUAAGACUUGCUCUGGAUCAAGACAUCCAAUGACACCAGCUCACGAGAUAAUGCAUGCAAUGGGACGAUAUCACGAGCAAAGCAGACCAGACAGAGACAGAUAUAUACGAGUAAACAGCAACACAUGCCCAUAUCAGUUCAGGAAAGUAAAACGCGCAAGGAUAUAUGGAAUACCAUAUGACUACUAUUCUGUUAUGCACUAUAGUCCAUAUGCUUGCGGCAGUCCUUCAAUGACUAUACUAACUCCAGGUAUAAAUGUGGGAAGAAUGGGACAGCUUCGUGUACUAACAACCAGAGACUUUCAACAUAUCAAUAAAAGAUAUUGUCGAAGUAUGAUGAUGAGACUGGUUGGUGGUAAGGGAAGGAAUGAAGGAAGGGUUGAGGUCUACAAUCAGAACGUUUGGGGCAGUGUCUGUUCUAAUAACUUUGAUAUGAAAGACGGGAAUGUUAUAUGCAAGUAUCUCGGUCAUCCUGGACUGGAGGAGAUAUACAACAAAGAAGAGACACCAUCCUCUAUGGUAAGGACUAGUGAAGGAGCAAUCUGGAUGAAUAAUCUUCAAUGCAAUGGAUAUGAGGAGACACCUUUCGACUGCCUUCAAUCAACAUUUGGUGAACAUGAUUGCACCCACAAUCAAGAUUGUGGCCCUCAAGUGUUCCAGUAAGCAUCACAGUGUCAGU